GAAAGAGCAGAUGUGGUUGGCUCUUGGUUAAUUUUCCCACAAUUACUUGAGCUGUUAUCUUCUUGACAUUGGUUUAAUGGUCGCACGAUACGGGCACAAAGCAGUAGACGCCAUAGCGAAGCUCCUCCACACUGAUAAUCCGCAGCAAUGCUAGCUUCAACGGCUUUGAAUCUAAGCUCCUUUGCCCCCGUUUCCGUGAUGGAUUUUCCGGCACCCAACUCUUGUAAGCUUUCUUCGCAGUUUGGGUUUCGCUCCUUGCCAUUGUUGGCUCUGCCGCACGCUUUGCUGAAGCGCUCAAGAACUUGUGUUAAAACCGCCGUAGCCGCUGUCGAAUCAUCCUCUGAUACUGCGGUAAAGAAAGAAACAGAAAGGAAGAAGUAUUAUUUUGUUGUUGCGAAUGCAAAAUUCAUGUUGGAUGAAGAGGAGCAUUUCCAGGAGCAAUUGUUUGAGCGUCUUAGGUAUUAUGGUGAAUGUGGAAAGGAACAAGAUUUCUGGCUUGUUAUUGAGCCUAAGUUCUUGGAUCAAUUUCCUGACAUUACAAAGAGACUAAAGAGACCUGCAGUGGCUCUAGUUUCUACCAAUGGCCCCUGGAUCAAGUUCAUGAAACUAAGAUUAGAUAGAGUUUUACAAGACUGUUUUGAGGCUGAUAGUGUAGAAGAAGCAUUGAUUUCUUCCCCUGUCAAACUUGAGUUUGAGAAACAAGAGAAUUGGACUGCACCAUACCCUAAGUAUAAGUUUGGAUGGUGGGACCCCUUUUUUCUUCCAGAAUCUCAAACUCAAAAGGUAUGAGUAGAGUCAUCCAAGUUUUUUGUAUUUUGUAGUAUGAUGUCAGAAACUCGCGAGCAAUUGUUUGUUAAGGGAGUUGACAAAAUAUCAGAACCUCAACUUAGUACUCCAAAGUUAGUGUAUAUGAAGAGAUGAAAUGUUGAAAGGCAGCAAAAGCCUGCAGGUGAAAUUUGUAUCUGACUUAUGUUUCUUCUGUUUCAUUUUUAUUAUUGUAUUACAAUCAGUUUCAACUU
This is a messenger RNA of Cuscuta europaea, 1019 nucleotides long. NCBI's taxonomy places the organism in Eukaryota, Viridiplantae, Streptophyta, Magnoliopsida, Solanales, Convolvulaceae. The record is from the annotation of a GenBank genome assembly.